Messenger RNA from Trichechus manatus latirostris (Florida manatee), 1750 nucleotides. It is a transcript of the gene CTTN, whose product is annotated as cortactin. Gene Ontology annotation, biological process: regulation of actin filament polymerization. The coding region runs from base 1 to 1677 and encodes 558 amino acids. Lineage: Eukaryota; Metazoa; Chordata; Mammalia; Sirenia; Trichechidae. Gene Ontology annotation, cellular component: plasma membrane; cortical actin cytoskeleton; actin filament. Gene Ontology annotation, molecular function: actin filament binding. The record is from RefSeq and is a predicted model, not a curated record. The transcript has 17 exons.
AUGUGGAAAGCCUCUGCAGGCCACGCCGUGUCCAUCACCCAGGAUGACGGGGGUGCAGACGACUGGGAAACGGACCCCGAUUUUGUGAAUGAUGUGAGUGAGAAAGAACAGAGAUGGGGAGCCAAGACCGUGCAGGGUUCUGGGCACCAGGAGCACAUCAACAUCCACCAGCUGAGAGAGAAUGUUUUUCAAGAGCACCAGACCCUCAAGGAGAAGGAGCUGGAGACAGGACCCAGAGCCUCCCACGGCUACGGAGGGAAGUUUGGCGUGGAGCAAGACAGAAUGGACAAGUCAGCUGUUGGCCACGAGUAUCAGUCAAAACUCUCCAAGCACUGCUCGCAAGUCGACUCAGUCCGGGGUUUUGGAGGCAAGUUUGGUGUUCAGGUGGACAGAGUUGAUCAGUCUGCUGUAGGCUUUGAAUACCAGGGAAGAACAGAGAAGCACGCCUCCCAGAAAGACUACUCGAGUGGCUUCGGCGGCAAGUACGGCGUGCAGGCGGACCGCGUGGACAAGAGCGCCGUGGGCUUCGACUACCAGGGCAAGACGGAGAAACACGAGUCUCAGAGAGAUUAUUCCAAAGGCUUUGGUGGCAAAUACGGGAUCGACAAGGACAAAGUGGACAAAAGUGCCGUCGGCUUCGAGUACCAAGGCAAAACUGAGAAGCACGAGUCGCAGAGAGACUAUGUGAAAGGGUUUGGAGGAAAAUUUGGUGUGCAGACAGACAGACAAGAUAGAUGUGCCCUUGGCUGGGAUCACCAGGAGAAGUUGCAGCUGCACGAGUCCCAAAAAGAUUAUAAGACUGGUUUCGGAGGCAAAUUUGGUGUUCAGUCCGAGAGACAGGACUCCUCUGCUGUGGGGUUUGAUUACAAGGAGAAACUGGCCAAGCACGAGUCCCAGCAAGAUUACUCCAAAGGAUUUGGUGGAAAAUAUGGAGUGCAGAGGGACCGGAUGGACAAGACGGCGUCACCCUUUGAAGAUGUGACGAAGGUGUCCUCCGCUUAUCAGAAGACAGUCCCUGUUGAAGCUGGUGCGGGGGAGGCCUGUGUGCAUGCUGUCCACGUGUGCGGUGUCUGCGUGUGCCGUCUGCAUGCGUGCCGUCUGCGUGUGCUGUCUCCACCUGUGCCCUGUGCCCGCGUGCUCGGCCUGCUGUUUCCCGGGUACAAGGUUGGGAAUGCAGAAUUCACUGGAGCAGCAGAUCUGCUCUUUGCCAGAGCACUUGGUGCUGUGGCUUGGGACUGCUGCUUUUCCACGCGCUUCUCUAUCCUGUCUUCAGCCCACAAGGAGCAAGCCAGGGCCAAAAAGCAGACACCGCCCGUGUCCCCCACUUCUCAGCCGGCUGCAGAGGAGCCGCUUUCCAGCCCUGUGUAUGAGGGCUUCCCGUGUGUGCAGGCGGCACUGUCCAUCUUGGCCCUGUCCUUGUUCUCUGACCACGGAGGGCUGUCCACGCAGACCCUGGCCAGAAACGUUGAGGAAAACACCUACGACGAAUAUGAAAAUGACCUCGGCAUCACAGCUAUCGCUCUCUACGAUUACCAGGCUGCUGGCGACGAUGAGAUCUCGUUCGACCCCGAUGACAUCAUCACCAACAUCGAGAUGAUUGACGACGGCUGGUGGCGCGGGGUGUGCAAAGGCCGGUACGGGCUCUUCCCGGCCAACUACGUGGAGCUGCGGCAGUAGACGUGGCGGGUGCAGCCUCGCUGCCUUACGCCUGCCGCCGCCGCGGCUUCCACACUAGGAGUCAUGCCUUUCG